Sodiomyces alkalinus F11 is the source of this 1980-nucleotide messenger RNA. RefSeq names its product glucose-6-phosphate 1-dehydrogenase. The record is from RefSeq and is a predicted model, not a curated record. Bases 307 to 1827 code for a protein of 506 amino acids. Gene Ontology annotation, cellular component: cytosol. Gene Ontology annotation, biological process: glucose metabolic process; pentose-phosphate shunt, oxidative branch. The transcript has 7 exons. Lineage: Eukaryota; Fungi; Ascomycota; Sordariomycetes; Glomerellales; Plectosphaerellaceae. Gene Ontology annotation, molecular function: glucose-6-phosphate dehydrogenase activity; NADP binding.
AGCGCCAUUACCUACCACACCCCGCCCCGUCCGUAAUUACCAUACCUACGUUUAUGGUCACUGUCUGUGGUGGCUAAGGUACUAAAAAGCUGUCCCCAACAGCCCCUCAUUCCCUCAUCAUCUCGGCCUCCCCCACCCCUCCUGCAGACCCCCGUCAUCAACGCUCCCCAAUCCUACCAACUGGUCUCAUUGACAAUCUCGCCAUCUAUUUCCCUCAACAAUUUCUUUGCAACUGACUUUCUUUUUUGUUUCUUUUUCUCUUCCAUUUAGCAGAGCAAAACAACAGCCAGCACCUUAGCGAUCACUAUGAGUGAACUCGGAGCAUCCCCAGCUGCGAUGGAGCUGAAGGAUAACACAAUCAUCGUCGUUCUCGGCGCAUCCGGAGAUCUGGCGAAGAAGAAGACGUACCCCGCGCUCUUCGGUCUGUAUCGCAAUGGCUUCCUGCCCAAGGACAUCAAGAUUGUCGGCUAUGCGCGUACAAAGAUGGACCACGAUGAGUACAUACGCCGUAUUCGAUCAUACAUGAAGACGCCGACAAAGGAGAUCGAGCAGCAACUUCACGACUUCUGCAACCUCUGCACCUAUAUUGCGGGCCAAUAUGACCGGGAUGACAGCUUUCUCGAGCUGAACAAACACCUCGAGGAGCUCGAGGCGGGCAGAUCGGAGACUCACCGUCUAUUCUACAUGGCCCUCCCCCCAAGCGUCUUUACCAUCGUCUCUCAGCACCUCAAGAGGUGCUGUUACCCUAGCAACGGCAUUGCCCGCGUCGUCGUCGAGAAACCUUUCGGCAAGGACCUCGCUAGCUCGCGGGAACUGCAAAAGUCUCUGGAACCGGACUGGAAGGAGGACGAGUUGUACCGCAUCGACCAUUAUCUGGGCAAGGAGAUGGUGAAGAACAUUCUGAUCCUCCGGUUCGGAAAUUCCUUCUUUGGGGCCACGUGGAACAGGCAGAACAUCGACAAUGUCCAGAUCACAUUCAAGGAGCCCUUCGGCACCGAGGGUCGUGGCGGGUACUUUGACGAGUUUGGCAUCAUCCGCGAUGUCAUGCAGAACCACCUGCUGCAAGUAUUGACCCUGCUCGCUAUGGAGCGCCCCAUUUCCUUCUCGGCCGAAGACAUCCGUGACGAGAAGGUCAGAGUUUUGCGCGCCAUUCCGGCCAUCGAGCCUAAGAACGUCAUCAUUGGCCAGUACGGCAGAUCUCUCGACGGCAGCAAGCCCGCUUACAAAGAAGACGACACCGUCCCCGAGGGCUCCCGGUGCCCCACCUUCUGCGCCCUGGUGGCGUACAUUAAGAACGAGCGGUGGGACGGCGUGCCGUUCAUCAUGAAGGCUGGCAAGGCGCUGAACGAGCAGAAGACGGAGAUCCGCAUCCAGUUCAAGGACGUGACCUCGGGCAUUUUUAAGGACAUCCCGCGGAACGAGCUGGUCAUGCGUAUCCAGCCCAACGAGAGCGUGUACAUCAAGAUGAACUCGAAGCUCCCGGGUCUUAGCAUGCAGACCGUCGUCACAGAGCUGGACUUGACAUACCGGCGGCGGUUCUCGGACCUUAAGAUUCCCGAGGCGUACGAGUCCUUGAUUCUCGACUGCCUCAAGGGGGACCAUUCGAACUUUGUACGAGACGAUGAACUGGAUGCGAGCUGGAGGAUUUUCACCCCCCUACUCCACUACCUCGACGACAACAAGGAGAUUAUCCCUAUGGAAUAUCCCUAUGGAUCUCGUGGUCCCGCCGUCCUCGACGACUUCACUUCGUCCUAUGGCUACAAGUUCAGUGACGCGGCGGGAUACCAGUGGCCUACUACACCUGCUUCAGCGCCGAACAAAUUCUGAGAACGCGUUCGCCCUACAUAAAUUACGAAUUUCUUCCUUCGCCGAGUUCUUUCGAUGCCCAGUGCCUCUUACCAGGGCAUGAAAUAAAGACUUUCUACGACACAUUUCUACACACUCGGACGCGCACAUGUCAUACGGGGGUCGGUAAGCGGG